UGAUGUCAAAGCAGGAUGUUGCUGUUGGAGGUGGUCGAGGUGCAGCUCUGUUCAACUGUUCUGUUUCCAGCUGCAGCUAAUGAUUAUUUUCAUUAGGGAUGAAUCUGCUGAUUAGCCUGCUUUCUCCAUUACUUCGCUGACUGGUUUGUAAAAAUUGUGAAAAUAUGCAGAAACAUGGUCUCUUGUUGGACAUUUCAAGCCUCUCAUGGCCCCUGGUGGCCAUGGGGCCCCGGGCAGACGCUGAGCUCGCUGGCACCUCGGGCCGUCUCUGUAUUCAGGAGUUUCCUUUAGGUUGCCACUGGUCUGUAGCUGCAACAAGCUGACAGUAAAAUGUGAAUUAAGUAUCCCAAUGAAGCCAGUAACAGGUUGCACACCGACCUUAUAUGAAUCUGCCGCGUCUGGUUUUCAUGCUUGUGUUUGCUCAGUAAUUACAGCGCCGCCCUUCACCUACUUUCGUUUUCGCUCCAAAGUGAAAGUAAACCUCAGCCAGUGUGUGUUUGAAUGUGUUGUCUGCGUUUUCAUCCAUGAAACGUGUCAUUAACGAUAAUUACGAUCAAGCUGAACACAUUCGUCGUGGUCUUUGGUGAAAGAGAUGGCCGGGUGGCACCGUAAUGACAGCUCCCAGGUGAGAGACGCCCUUCAACAAGACAACCACCCUGAGAGUAGUCACACUGACAAACACCAGCCUCAGAAAGAACACAGCAGCAAAGACACACCACACCAGGCCUGCCCCUCCUCCUCCUCGCCCCCUGGAUCCCCCAGCACCGGUGAUGCCAGAGAGAGGCAGGUGGAAGGGAGGGAGCCAAUGAGGCCCAAGGGCUCACCAUCAUGUUGUCAGCUGAAUGAGCUGAGGCGACUUCCACAGUGCCACAACAAGCUGGGGAAACUGACCUUCGACAGGACGCACACCGUCCUUGUAGAUGUGUCUUAUUUCAACUGUGGAGGAGGAAUUAAGCCUCAGCGAGGGAGACUCCUGUGGGACAGAAACUUUGUGAAGAUGCCGUACUCGCCAGAAAACAAAAUCAACAAGACUGGAUUCCUCAUGUCACAGACCCAGGGGCAGAGGUGGGAGGUGAUCUCGAAGAAGCUGAAGGAUGUGGCCAGUAGGAAAGCAGCGAACGUUGAUCAGGUGGAGGAGGCGAUCAUCAAAUAUAACCCAAAGUAUAAAGGACAGUGGUCAUUUGAUGCCCUCUCCUCCUUCGUUAAGUGUAUCCCAGAACAAGAAAACUACUUCUCCACGCUGUUUCCAAAGAUCGCAGAUUUGGCCUUGAGGCUGCCUGACCAAGUACAGAAGGCCAUCCCGCUGCUUCAGAAGGAACGCCCUGUAGCUGUCACCCUGUCACAGGAGCAGAUAUCCUGCCUGCUAGCUAACGCCUUCUUCUGCACCUUCCCUCAUCGCAACGUGUCCGGACCAAACGCCGAGUACCACAACUACCCCAGCAUCAACUUCACCAGCCUGUUUGGAAACUGGUCACUCCGGAAGAAAGAGAAGCUGCGGGCUAUCAUGCAUUAUUUUAACGUGGUCACGAACGAGAACAGUAAACCGAAAGGACUGGUGACGUUUGAGAGGCGAUGUCUCAGAGACACAGACACACACAACUGGGACAGCUGUAAGGAGACACUGCAUAAACUGCAUGUCACAUCAGACGGCAGCAUCGAGACUGAAGGUACAGGGCUGCUGCAGGUGGACUUUGCUUCCAGCUCGAUCGGUGGAGGUGUGCUGGGCUCUGGUCUGGUGCAGGAAGAGAUCCUGUUCCUCAUGAGCCCAGAGCUGAUUGUGUCCCGCCUCUUCACCGAGAAACUCUCAGACAACGAGUGUCUGAUCAUCACAGGCUGCCAGCAGUUCAGCCGUUACUCUGGUUUCAGUGACAGCUUCGAGUGGGCGGGGCCAUACGAGGACUACCUGGAAAGAGAUAAGUGGGGUCGGAUGAAGAGGCAGAUCCUAGUGAUGGACGCGCUGAACUUCAAACGCAGACAGGAGCAGUACAGUAUGAUCAACGUGAUACGGGAACUCAACAAGGCAUACUGUGGAUUUAAGGGACAGGGGCCCAAUGAGCCGGACAUCGCCACGGGCAAAUGGGGCUGUGGAGCCUUCAACGGAGACCCGCAGCUCAAAGCUGUGAUCCAGCUGAUGGCAGCAGCAAAGGCCAGGAGAGGAUUGGCCUUCUUCACCUUCAGGGACCGCGUCCUGGAACAGGGCCUGCAGGACAUCUACCGCCUGCUGGUCACAGAGGGGAUCACAGUUGAUAAACUGUACAGACAGCUGGAGGACUACUGCGGGGUGCAGCAGGCACGUGGUGAUCAACAUGUGGAUCUGUUCCAGUUCAUCACAAACAAUGUCCAACACUACAGGAGCCAUCUGUGAGGACACAUUCCUGAUCUUGUCUGCAUCUGAAUUUGCACUAAAAUCUAAGAUUACAGAAAUGAAGAGGAGGUUACUUAAUCUGAGCUGUGCUUUACUCCUUGCCACUGUGUUGUCACCUCAGAUGGCUGCAGCUGCUCAAACUGUCGCUAAUUAAUGUUAAUUCUGUGAGGAGGAACAUGACGACAGGCCAAAAUAAAACUUAUCUGUAGUUCCAACAGAGUGAGACAUCACCUCUUUAGAGGAUCUCACCAUGUCACAUCUCCAGUCAACCUUUAUUCACAACUUAUUAACAGUUUAAGCUUCUGACCUUGAUUUUGUACCAGGACCUUUAUUGUUUGGAUCAAGUAGCUUGUGAGAAAUGCAGUUGUUUUACUGUCUGACAUCAACACUUAAGUAAAUAAUCAGCCUCAUCAGCAGAUUUCUGAUGUUGAAUGACUCUGAUUGGGAUCAGAAACUGAAAUCAGAACCAGGACGUCCCAGAUGAGAAGAGACAGGAGAAGUUUGAUGAUUUAGUUUUUUAAAAAUUCUGUUUGUGUUUUGAUCAUUGGAGAAAAUUAUUAUUCAUCAUUAUUAAUUGAUUUGAUUUGAUUUGAUUUAUUCUUUCAAGCAUAUAAAACAGUUGAUAAUCAAUUUGCU
This is a messenger RNA of Monopterus albus (swamp eel), 3001 nucleotides long. It is a transcript of the gene pargl, whose product is annotated as poly (ADP-ribose) glycohydrolase, like. Gene Ontology annotation, molecular function: poly(ADP-ribose) glycohydrolase activity. The record is from RefSeq and is a predicted model, not a curated record. NCBI's taxonomy places the organism in Eukaryota, Metazoa, Chordata, Actinopteri, Synbranchiformes, Synbranchidae. Gene Ontology annotation, biological process: nucleotide-sugar metabolic process; carbohydrate metabolic process; ATP generation from poly-ADP-D-ribose. The coding region runs from base 593 to 2365 and encodes 590 amino acids. The transcript is spliced from 16 exons. Gene Ontology annotation, cellular component: nucleus; cytoplasm.